Molecule: messenger RNA, 1903 nt
Organism: Limanda limanda (common dab)
Lineage: Eukaryota; Metazoa; Chordata; Actinopteri; Pleuronectiformes; Pleuronectidae
Gene: eif4a2
Product: eukaryotic translation initiation factor 4A2
Exons: 11
Coding region: 42-1271 (409 amino acids)
Biological process (GO): cytoplasmic translational initiation
Cellular component (GO): cytoplasmic stress granule
Molecular function (GO): RNA helicase activity; ATP binding; translation initiation factor activity
Source: RefSeq, a predicted model, not a curated record
UAGCGAUCUUUCCAGUCGCAUGCUGAAGUUGGAAACAGAUCAUGUCUUCUGAACCUACUGAAUACAACAGCUCUAGAGAGAAUGCCGGGCCGGAUUCCAUGGAGCCUGAUGGCGUCAUCGAGAGCAACUGGACCGAGAUUACGGACAACUUCGAUGAUAUGAGCCUGAAAGAGACUCUUCUAAGGGGAAUCUAUGCGUACGGUUUUGAAAAACCAUCUGCCAUUCAACAGAGGGCGAUCAUCCCUUGCAUCAAAGGCUUCGAUGUCAUUGCCCAAGCCCAGUCCGGUACUGGCAAGACGGCCACGUUUGCCAUCUCUAUCCUGCAGCAUUUGGACAUUGAGCAGAAGGAGACACAGGCUCUGGUGUUGGCUCCCACUAGAGAGCUGGCUCAGCAGAUUCAGAAAGUAAUUCUGGCUCUGGGUGACUACUUGGGGGCAUCCUGCCAUGCUUGCAUCGGAGGGACCAAUGUCCGUACCGAGAUACAGAAGCUCGAGUCUGAGGCCCCUCACAUAGUGGUGGGCACACCAGGGCGUGUGUUCGACAUGCUUAACAGGAGACAUCUUUCCCCAAAAUAUAUCAAGAUGUUUGUUUUGGAUGAGGCUGAUGAGAUGUUGAGCCGAGGGUUCAAAGACCAGAUCUAUGAGAUCUUCCAGAAACUGAGCACAAACAUUCAGGUGGUUCUGCUCUCUGCCACGAUGCCAUUAGAUGUGUUGGAGGUGACAAAGAAGUUCAUGCGAGAACCCAUUCGCAUCUUGGUGAAGAAAGAAGAGCUUACCCUCGAGGGUAUCAAGCAAUUCUACAUAAAUGUGGAGCGAGAGGAGUGGAAGCUGGACACCCUGUGUGAUCUGUACGAGACUCUCACCAUCACUCAGGCUGUCAUUUUCCUCAACACAAGGAGAAAAGUCGACUGGUUGACUGAGAAGAUGCACGCUAGAGACUUCACUGUCUCCGCCCUGCAUGGUGACAUGGACCAAAAGGAGCGUGACGUCAUUAUGAGGGAGUUCAGAUCUGGCUCAAGCAGAGUGCUGAUCACAACUGAUCUUCUGGCUCGUGGGAUUGAUGUCCAGCAGGUUUCCUUGGUCAUUAACUAUGACCUUCCUACAAACCGAGAGAACUACAUUCAUAGAAUUGGUCGUGGCGGCCGUUUUGGCAGAAAAGGAGUUGCUAUCAACUUCGUCACUGAGGAAGACAAGAGGAUUCUUCGGGACAUCGAGACGUUUUACAAUACAACCGUGGAGGAGAUGCCAAUGAAUGUGGCCGACCUGAUUUGAGCCCCGAGAUCUUCCGUUUUGUUUUUUUAACGCGGGGAUAGCGGUCGUUCCACUUGCAUUGUGCUUAUAUUAUUCCAGGGGGAAAACUUGUUGAUGCUAAACCUUGGGAUCAGAAUUGUGGUGUGUGUUAAAAGCGAGUUGACUUCUAUGGUGGAUCUUCUCUGACAGUUGUAGAUUCUAACCUUGACGGAUGGCUGGUUGGAGCGACAAAGCUAUGGGGUCUGAAAACAUUAUGGUUCUUUUGAGGUAUUUCUUUCCAUGUUCAUUUAAGAUGCGUGUUAUAGAUGUUCUCCACCAUUUAGUAACUUACUUGUGGACUAAAAGGUAUAAGUGCUGCAUAAAGUCAGCAAAUUAUCUUAUGCUAACUUAUAUGCGGUGUAUCAUAGGCCUGCUUAAACAGAGGCACUUGUUAUAGUAUAGAUUCCCUUGCUUUUUGUUAUCUUUUGUGACUGCUAAUUUUAAUGUUUGUUUUUUUUGUUCAACUUCACAAUUCCUCACUGGUUAGCCAUAUUUUGCUGACUCGGUUUUACCCUUUCCAGAGUAUAUUGCUUCAGCUCCUUGACUACUUUUCAGAUUUCCUUCUCCCUAGAAGUUUAGGAAUGUCUUAAUAAACUGAAAUUGCUAUAAAGAAA